UUAUGCUAGUUGUUGCUGUCACUGGGUAACGUCAAAACAUGUCAAACGAGUGGAAACGUCAGAUGAUUUCACCGCGAGCGAAACGAUUCACGCUAGUGAGAAGCGUCGUUACAGUAAUCAGUCGGCAUUUAUUCUGUCUUUAUCGAAUAUAAAGCUUAUUGCUGCUUGAAAUGUGUCCGCCGUAUGAGAUUUAAUCGCAUUUAAAUCAAAUACAAUUUGAAAACGAGGUGCUAAAAAUAAGUCAAUAACAAUAGAUCGCAAAAUACCAAGUGUGCACUCAUCUCAUUAUGGUGAGAAUAACUCAUUCAGUGGUCACUAUUGAUGCGCGCAAAAUAUUUGUAUAGAAAUUGAUUUUUUUUUGAACAGCUGAUUUUUUUCGAGAACAAGUUGGGAUAUGUUACUGCGAAGUUUGGGAUAAGAUUAUAUAAUAAUCUUUAUGUUGUUAUUUUGAUACAAUUUUUGCCAUACGAUGAAAUGGAAUAAUCAGGUGUAAAUACAGCCGUAAUCGUAAACCGGUUUUCGAUAGAAAGUGACACAUGAUUCAAUUUGUUCGAGGUAAAACUGUGGCUAGAGAAGAUCAUUCGGUCAGUUGAAUAUUUUGUUUAGUCCAGAAGGUUGUAUCAGAAGAAGAGCUCGAAACGUGUUUCUUGCAGUGAUGAUGCGUUCAUCUUUUUUUAAAUGCAUUUCCUGUAUCGUUAGUUUGGUUUUAACUAACGUGCACACAACCGGAGCUAUUCCGAUGGUGAAGUCCGGCCCCGGAAUAGAAAUUAUGCCGGCAGAAUUUUCACAGGAUGGAAACCUUAACUACGUCGUUGUUGAUGGAAAUAAUAAUGCAAAAACUCCUACCGUGACUCCUACCGUUAGUCAGCCUCCGGUACAGACGCAGCAGCAGUAUCAAUAUGUGCAACCUCAGCCACAGAAGCCGGUACGCCAACAAUCCCCCCAAAUCCAGUAUCAACAACCAGACACGCAACAACCGCAGUAUCAGCCGUACUAUGAAACACCGUACCAACGGCCCCAAUACGCACAACCCGUGGAAUAUCCGGCUCAACCCCCGUAUUACGGUGAACCAUCAUCAGCUUACUCACCUUACUAUCCAAGCACCGGUCCUGUUGGAGAAAGAGUUGGAUUUUCGGAUGGCUUUUCACGCCCGACCAGUUCGCGAUAUUCUCCGCUUGGUGCUAUCGGUUCGAUCGGCUCUUCGCUACCGUCAACUUUAUCUGCCGGAGCGUCAUUACUUGGUGCUGCUUUACUAUUCGGAUAAAUAGCAAAGCGUAUCGGUGUAAAUACAAAUGUUAAAUAAGAGAUUAACAAAUAUAGAAAGAAGAACGCACAA
Messenger RNA from Anopheles funestus (African malaria mosquito), 1336 nucleotides. Its product is annotated as DNA translocase FtsK-like. The transcript has 4 exons. NCBI's taxonomy places the organism in Eukaryota, Metazoa, Arthropoda, Insecta, Diptera, Culicidae. Bases 656 to 1264 code for a protein of 202 amino acids. The record is from RefSeq and is a predicted model, not a curated record.